AUGUUAAGACCUCACAGUCGAUUCGUGUGUGCUGGAAAUCCAUUAGGACGUAUAGAUCUGCGUGAUCCCACGAGUUUAAAUGUUGAGCAUAGCAUAGACACACAUACAGGAAGCUUGAGUGAUUUCGAUGUGCAAGGAAAUCUUCUUGUUACGUGCGGUUUUAGUAACAGGCACAAUUCAUUAGCUGUUGACAGAUUUUUAAUGGUGUAUGAUUUAAGAAUGUUGAGAGCAAUAUCUCCGAUGCAGACUGUUAUAGACCCAUUCUUUUUAAAAUUUGUUCCGUCUAUAUCAUCAAGAUUGACUGUGAUUUCUGUAUUAGGACAGAUACAAUUACUCGAUACCAUUGCGUUGGCCGAACCAAAGCUGUGUUUAUUUCAAAUGGAAAAUCCAGGUGCUAUGUGCUUAACGUUUGAUAUAUCCUCCAGCAGUCAGAUUAUGGCUUGUGGUGAUAAUACAGGCCACAUACACGUAUUUUCAGGCUCUAAUGUAACUGAACCUGUUGUUAACUCCUUCUCGAGACCAUGCGAAAUGCCAGAUACACCAACCGUUUAUCCAAGUUUUAGUAUUGACGAUUAUAAUACACCCCUCUCGGUGAUUCCCAUGCCAAUUGUUCCUCCUGAAAUACCUUUGGCUUCUGAUUGGCCCCUUCAUCUUAUGCAGAAAGUAUACAGAAAACCAUUAGGCAUUGACCCUGAAAUCCUUUCCUCGAUGAAAAUGCAAGGUCCUAUCGGAUAUUCACCAAAUCCAAAAACAACAAGGAGAAAUCAAGUACCCUACGAUUUUGCUCAAAAUGGCAUCUCCAAUAAUUAUGCUCAGUUGAAUCGAAGUCCAAAACACAACGAAGAUAAUGGAACUUUUAUAGCUAUUCCCAAAAGAUAUCGGAAAGUCGAUGUCAAGUACAAUAAGCUUGGUACUGAUGAUUUUCAAUUCGAUCAUUACAAUAAAACGGGAUUUUCUGGACUCGAAGCCACUCUCCCCAAUUCAUAUUGUAACAGCAUGCUACAGGUUUUAUAUUAUACGGAACCAUUACGAGCAGCUCUUCUAACCCAUCUGUGUAUGAAAGAAUUUUGUCUCUCGUGUGAACUGGGAUUCUUGUUUCACAUGCUUUUGACAGCUUCACACAACCAACCAUGUCAACCAGGAAACUUUUUAAGAGCCUUUCGAACAGUUCCCGAAGCAUCUGCACUCAGUUUAAUUUUAAGCGAUCUUCAUCCGGACGCUAAACAGAAAAUUGAACUCUCAGCUUUAAUACAGAGUUGGAACAGGUUUAUACUACACCAGAUGCAUGUGGAAUUAACUGAAACACGAAAGAAAAAUGAUGAAAGGAAGGCAGCUAGGAAACUUUUCAUUUACAAAGAGACAGAUUUUCCCAGUAUAUCAGGAGAAAAAGUUAAGGAAAAGAAGCCACCUGUAGAAGCUGAUAUCGAAAUUAAAUUGGAAGAUGAAAGAAGGGACGACAUUUCAGACAUUAGUCAAUUAUUUGGAACAAAACAGUUGCAAUUAAAUUGUUGUCUUAAAUGUGGAAAUGAGGUACCCUACGAUUUUGCUCAAAAUGGCAUCUCCAAUAAUUAUGCUCAGUUGAAUCGAAGUCCAAAACACAACGAAGAUAAUGGAACUUUUAUAGCUAUUCCCAAAAGAUAUCGGAAAGUCGAUGUCAAGUACAAUAAGCUUGGUACUGAUGAUUUUCAAUUCGAUCAUUACAAUAAAACGGGAUUUUCUGGACUCGAAGCCACUCUUCCCAAUUCAUAUUGUAACAGCAUGCUGCAGCCAAAUUUAUAG
Messenger RNA from Diabrotica balteata, 1779 nucleotides. The record is from the annotation of a GenBank genome assembly. NCBI's taxonomy places the organism in Eukaryota, Metazoa, Arthropoda, Insecta, Coleoptera, Chrysomelidae.